UCUGGCACCAUCACGACGCCGGUGUACCUGUCCGGUAUGCCAGCGUUAUUACAGCAAUAACAUGCAGGCCAUCCUGAUUGAAACCACGGUUCUGUCUUUUCAAACGGUGCGAGGAGGAGAAUAAUGCGCACGUAGGUUUUAGUGAUUAGCUGCAGCGUGGCGCAUGUUUUCUGCCUCGACACAGGCUUGGGACACAAUUCAACCUUGACAUUUAACGUUAACGUUAGCCUGGCAUUGUGCUAUUUAACCGGCAGGCAUUCUUCGAGAAUAUUCUCGCCAACAUCUCAGGACUGUUGACACUGACAGCCAUGAAAGGGACCUGUUAAUACUUGGACCUGACGUUGCCUUGUUGGAAGCCCAGUUGUCAAGUGGAACACAGUGGUGGACUAUAACUUCAUACCAACAAUGAUUGCCCUGAAAUACCAUGUUUCCCUACCGGUGGCUGCCGGUGCCAUGUUUGUUGGGAUUCCUUAUGGCAUUUCACUUGUAGCUCAGUGGCUGUAUGGUUGGCCUAAUAAACCAGGUUAUAAGAAGUACAUUGAGGGUCUGAAGCCCAGGGUAUCACUUUCGGUCGAAGGGGCAAGAAGUUGGAUUUAUACCAUUCUCCAAGCAUGGAUCAACAUAAAGUCAUGCCUGUGGUUGUGUUUAUAUAUGGUGGUGCUUGGGGAUCAGGAGAGAGAAGCACGUAUUGUCUGCUGGCUCUCCAGAUGGCCAAGGAACUGAAUGCCAGUGUGGUGUGUCCAGAUUACUCAACUUAUCCAGAGGGGAAUGUGUUAAAUAUGGUUGAGGACAUAUCAGACAGCCUACUAUGGGUGAGAGAGAAAGGACAGCAGUUCAGUCUUGACAAGGACAACAUAGUGUUAAUUGGUCACUCAGCAGGGGCACACCUGUGUGCUCUGACAACGCUGUUCCUUAUAGACGAAACAGAGGAGCUCGGAAUAGAGGCAGCUAAACAAACAGCCAUUACCUUGGCAAUCAAGGGAAUCAUAGGGUUGAGUGGAGUUUACAACAUCUUGGACCAUUAUCAGCAUGAACAGAUGCGUGCUGUGGAGUAUGUCUCAACAAUGCAUAAAGCCAUGAAUGGAGUACAGAACUUCCCUUAUUACUCACCUACUCAUGCUAUUACAAAACUUGAUGGAGAAAAGAUAAAAAGAGUCCCUCCCUUUGGCUUGCUUCAUGGAACCAAUGACAUCAUAGUUCCAGUGGAGUCGUCGAUGAGGUUCUCUGAGGUCCUGACUUCCCUCUCUGUGAAAGUGUCUCUCUACCUGAUGCCCAAACUGGACCACACAGAGAUAGUAACGGAUCUGAUGGCACCAGACAGACAUUUUUAUCACACUGCUUAUGGCUGCAUCAAACAGGAGUAUAGUAAAUUCAUGGAAGCAUGUUGAAACACUAAAUCAUUCUCUUCCUACAAAUGAACCAAAUUCUGAAUAUGUGUCUUUUUUCUGACAUUUUUUUAACAACUUGCCUUUCUACUCAGUGCAGCAUUAAACUUCAUUGUCAUUCAUUUACAGACAUUCCUUUUGCAGUUUUACACAACAUGUUUACCUGUAAACAGAUACUAAUAAAUCUCAUUUGCA
Messenger RNA from Sardina pilchardus (European sardine), 1580 nucleotides. RefSeq lists its product as uncharacterized. NCBI's taxonomy places the organism in Eukaryota, Metazoa, Chordata, Actinopteri, Clupeiformes, Clupeidae. Gene Ontology annotation, molecular function: lipase activity. The record is from RefSeq and is a predicted model, not a curated record.